GCGCUGCGAUUGGCCCAUACAAGAAGUUGUUUCAAACUUGCACAGGCGCCACCAUAAAAAGUCACGAUUGCUCGCCAUUUCGCCCACCAAAACCGACCGUGCGCGCUGCCUUCGACUUAGAGACCGCCCUCAUCUACGCCAUGUCGACCCCUCAAGUGAUCAUCAACAUCGAAAUGGCAAAACUAGCCGCCGCCAAGAAAGUUUCACUGAAAAAAGCCACGCGACGUUACCAAGGCAAACUCAAUCAGCGGCGGUACCGAGCUGAACAAAAGCGCUCAACGGACCUUCUCAACCAAGUUGUUGGCCAACUAUGCAUCGAUGUGGCUCGCAUGGAAGGACGCCUGGAAACCUUGCGACUCACCAUUCCUCCAGCACUUCGAACGUUUGAACUCGAGUGUAAAGUUGCCGAGGAGUACAUUCGGUUAUUUUCCCAUGGAUACGACCUCGACAUCACCACGGUUCAACACAAAUCGCAGUUCGGUUUUUUGACGAACGCAGUGAGCCAAGACCUUGUCAUAAUGGGAUGCGUGGGGCGCGCCAAGCUCAUUGAGCAAUGGGUGAUUUACAUGAACACAUUCGAAGUGUUCUCUAUGGAGCUCCACAACGUGCAUUUGACGUCCUUUUCACCCAACGUCAUUGUUCACUUGGACACGACACUGUACCUGCGGAUAUCUCGCAAGUCGAUCCAGCUGUUGUUUCCCCGUCUUCUCAACGACGAGCCGCUCAUCCAACGACUCAUUGGCAAAGAGCUCCAUUUACCCACGCAAUUGCGCUUCAUUUUUGACCACAAAGGCAUCGUCCAAGAGCUGGGCACGCAUGUCAACACGACAUUUGCCCUUGUGAAUCUCUUUGGCAGCGUGGAAGACACGCUAUCUGUCAUUGGAGGCUUUCAAAUGACCGAAUCCGCAGAGAUAGUUGCAGUCUCAGAGUACCCAUAAAAGCAGUUCGACGUAGUAUUCCCCCUUCAGUGUAGGGAACCUCGUACUCCUUACCAAGUGCAGAGAACUAGUCGUUGCAACCUUAUGUGCACGAGCAGGCUC
This is a messenger RNA of Aphanomyces invadans, 1040 nucleotides long. RefSeq lists its product as hypothetical. The record is from RefSeq and is a predicted model, not a curated record. The transcript has a single exon. NCBI's taxonomy places the organism in Eukaryota, Oomycota, Saprolegniomycetes, Saprolegniales, Verrucalvaceae. The coding region runs from base 141 to 938 and encodes 265 amino acids.